CUUGAUUUCAAAAGAGAACCAUAGUCUCAGUUCAGAUCCUCAUCAAAACAAGAAGAAGAUUUGUUAUUUCUCUACACGUUCCUUAGCGGCAAUGGCUGUCGGAAAGAAUAAGGGCCUCAAUAAAGCGGGCAAAAAAGGGUCGAAGAAGAAGGUGAUCGACCCUUUCACUCGUAAGGAUUGGUAUGACGUGAAAUCUCCUGCCUUGUUUACCAAUCGCAAUGUGGGGAAAACUCUGAUCAACAGAACUCAAGGCACAAAGAUUGCAUCUGAGGGUCUGAAGGGUAGAGUCUUUGAAGUAUCAUUGGCUGAUCUUCAGAAUGAAAGUGAUGCAGAAAGGAGUUUCCGCAAAUUUCGCCUUAUUGCCGAGGAAGUUCAAGGGAAGAAUGUCCUUACUAACUUUUAUGGAUUCAACUUGACCACUGAUAAGCUUCGCUCUAUGGUCAAGAAGUGGCAGACUUGUAUUGAAGCACAUGUAGAUGUCAAAACUACUGACGGAUACAGCUUGCGUGUGUUCUGUAUUGGUUUUACAGAAAGGGUUCCCAACCAGGUAAAGAAGACCACAUAUGCCCAGCAUCAACAGGUAAAAAAUAUUAGGAAGAAGAUGGUUGACAUUAUUUCCCGUGAGGUGUCCAACAGUGAGCUUAAAGAAGUCGUCAACAAACUGAUCCCGGAUACCAUGGCUGAUGAUAUCCGUAAGGCCUGUAACUCGGUGUACCCACUUAAGGAUGUGCAUAUCCGAAAGGUUAAAGUUCUUAAGAAGCCACGUUUUGAUCUAAACAAGCUUAUGGAAAUGCAUGGUGAAAGUGGUAAGGCCAUUGCAGCAGGUGAUGAUGUUGGUGCCAAGGUUGAUCGCCCUGACAACUAUGAACCACCUGUACAGGCUAGUGUCUAAAAAAUAAAGAUGUAUGGGUAAA
This is a messenger RNA of Macrobrachium nipponense, 914 nucleotides long. RefSeq names its product small ribosomal subunit protein eS1-like. Lineage: Eukaryota; Metazoa; Arthropoda; Malacostraca; Decapoda; Palaemonidae. The record is from RefSeq and is a predicted model, not a curated record. Gene Ontology annotation, biological process: translation. Gene Ontology annotation, cellular component: cytosol; ribosome. Gene Ontology annotation, molecular function: structural constituent of ribosome. Bases 92 to 892 code for a protein of 266 amino acids. The transcript is spliced from 5 exons.